CAUGUAAUUCGAAAAUUUCAAUGUUUAGUUAGUUUAAACAAACACCGGAAGUUAACUAUAAUUAUCAGAAACUUCUGGACCUUCCUGAAAGUGUUACGUGCCGUAACCUGGGCAUUCAUUUUUUUAGUGUACUAAACUUGUAUCCUUCCUCGUAGAAAGUUGAUUUAUUAGAAUAUGCCUAAGCUCCGAAUUCCUUUUCGCGCUGCUGAUUCAUCUUGAUUCAUCCUUGAACCAAAUAUGUCAUAAAUGAGCCCUAUAUCAUAAAUAUGCGUCAGGACUAACCAUUGUAAAUUCCUUUCCCCUUCCUUACGGGUGCACCUCCCUUAUGACGAUUUUUCUACUCUAACUUUUAGCUGUAGUUUUUAGUUUUAAUCAAUUCCCGUUUGUAACUUGUACCAGCAAUAUCUCUGGAGUUGUUAAUAAAGGCACUGAGUAUAUACCGUAUCCCUCUUAUAUUAUUUCGUUACGUCUCGAUAAGAGCACGUAUAAGCAGAAGGACCGAUCUUAUAAAAGGCUGGACGCGUGAGGAGAGUUGCACACUCUUAGGAAAGUUCGGUUGGAUACAGGUACAAAAAUUGAGAGAAGUCAAAAGCAGAAAAUGUCAAGAAACGAAGCAAAACAGCGUUUACCUUCCCACAAGCAUACAAAUGAAAGUAACAAAUAUAGGAGGAAAUAUGAGAAUUAUGAAAGCAAGAAACACAAAUCAUCAAAAUCUUCGCCAAGCGAUCAGGAAAUGCGUGUGUCUUCUAGUCAAACAUAUUCCAAAUUGCGAGAUCAUCACGAACAGAUUGACGAGGACUUCCACUUCAGCAAUUACAAGCAUAUAUUGAACAAGGUUUUUGUAGCGAAUCCAAAUCUCAUUCAUGACGUCACUGACUUUUGGAAAUUCAUGGAGAAAUACGAAACUGUGAAGAAACAAUUAGACGAUAGCGACGAAUCAACUGUCACUUCUGCUCUGAACUCUAUAGGAGUGCCUGAGAAAUAUCACAAGUCUCAUUGCCUGAAUUUUAGACUUAAUUUAUCUUACGCAGAAUUGUUCACACGUAUCUCAGAGGAUGAACAAUUGACGAGGUCGCGUCUGUUGAAGUUCAAGAAUGUGAUAGUCUUAUAUCUGGACUUUAACCAACGGGAGAAAUUCAACAAAUUGAAAAAGCUCAGGGAUAUGCAGGCUAAUUUGCCGGUAACGCAAUACAAAGAAGAAAUCAUUAAAAGUGUAAAGGACGAGAAGGUGGUCAUCAUAGCAGGAGAUACUGGUUGCGGCAAGUCUACUCAAAUCCCUCAAUACUUGUGCGAAGCUGGUUUUCAGAAAAUAGCGUGCACACAGCCUCGGAGAAUAGCGUGCAUAUCCUUAGCAAAGAGAGUUGCUUUUGAAAUGUUGAGCGAGAAUCUUAACAAAGUUGGAUAUCAGAUACGCUUUGAAAAGCAAAAAAACCAGGAGACGAACAUCACAUUCAUAACGGAAGGUUUAUUGCUACGACAAAUGUCAAGUGAAUCAGCAUUAUCUGCGUACGAUGUGGUGGUCUUGGAUGAAGUACACGAACGUCAUCUGCAUGGGGAUUUCUUGCUGGGCAUUAUGAAGUGUAUUAUAUAUCACAAGCCGGACUUGAAACUAGUACUAAUGUCUGCCACUAUUAACAUUGAGCUCUUUAGUAAUUAUUUCGCGAAGGAAGAUGUUAAAAUAAUAGAAGUUCCUGGAAGAUUAUAUCCCAUUCAGUUGCUCUAUCGUCCUGUGACUGUGGAUGAUAUCAAGUACAAAAAUGACAGAUUCAAUCCAAGCCCGUACGUGCAAAUAAUGCACAUAAUUGAUGAAAAAUAUCCAGCCGACGAGAAAGGCGAUUUGUUAAUAUUCCUGAGUGGAAUAAGUGAGAUUACUGCGGUCGUAGAUGCUGCCAAGGAGUAUAGCAUGAAGAAGAAUAAUUGGAUAGUUUUACCACUUCACAGUACCCUCUCCAUCGCUGAACAAGACAAAGUGUUCGAUUAUGCACCCAAGGGUGUCAGAAAAUGCGUUGUUGCAACUAACAUUGCGGAAACGUCCAUUACCAUCGACGGGAUCAGAUUUGUCGCUGACAGUGGGAAAGUAAAAGAAAUGAGUUACGAUCCAUCAUGUAAAAUGCAAAGGUUAAAGGAGUUCUGGAUAAGUAAAGCCAGCGCGGAGCAAAGGAAAGGAAGAGCAGGUAGAACCGGUCCUGGCGUUUGUUACAGAAUUUACUCAGAGGAGGAAUACAAGAUAUUGGAAAGAUAUUCAACGCCGGAAUUGCAACGCGUGCCUUUGGAUUCUUCCCUAUUGCAGAUGAUAGCGAUGGGACUUCCCGAUGCACGGAAAUUCCCGUUUAUAGAGCCGCCGCCGGCUGACAGUAUAGAAAAUGCUAUAUUAUCAUUGAAAGAUCACAGUGCGCUGACAGAUAACGAAAAGAUCACGUGCAUUGGUAAAACUUUAGCACGCUUACCGGUCGAUAUUACAAUAGGAAAGAUGCUAAUCAUGGGAUCCAUUUUUCAUCAAGUCGAGCCCGUAUUGUCGUUAGCUGCAGCUCUAAGUGUACAAACGCCGUUUACCAAUAGAGCGUACAGAGACGCCGAAUGCGAGACGUCUAGAAAGAAGUUAGAGUCUGAUCACGGUGAUCCAAUAACGUUACUGAACGCGUUUAAAGAAUGGCUGGAGGUGAAGCAAGAAAACUCGCAAGAAUAUAGAAGUAGUGGCAAUAGUAGCAGAAAAUGGUGUAGAAGGAGAGGUUUGGAGGAACAACGAUUUUACGAAAUGACAAAAUUGAGGACCCAAUUUAAGGAAUUACUCCAAGAUUGCAAUUUGCUCAACAGUCCUUCAAAAUCCAACUCUUCUAUGACUAGCGCAGAACGCGCGAUAAGACACGGGGAAUUAAAACUCCUGAAGUCUCUUAAAAGAACUUACAAACAAAAUGAACCGAGAAAGCGUAAACAAUUGAAAGUAGAGACGUUUGAUAUACAGUUGGAAGACAAUGAUGAAGCUAAUGGAGAGUUCGACAUAAAAGAUAUAGAAUUUCGAAUGAGAAAUGACUCGAGUCAAGUGCAAAAUCUUUUAACGGCAUCCACCGCAUGCAGUUAUAAAGAUCUGACAAUGUUGAAAUUGAUAUUGUGCAGCGGUUUGUACCCCCAAUUUGCCUGUGCUGACGAAUUUAAUUAUUGCAAGUCAAUGAGCGAACAAUUAUUUCAUACGAAAGCGAAACCGUACGUCGCCUUACACCCAAUGAGCUUCUUCGGGAACAACUCACAAGUUUUACAAAUCGAGGAAACGGAUAUCGUAUCGGUACCGGGAUUUAAGAACAAAACUCCUGUCAGCUCCAAACAUCAAAUAUUAGCAUAUUUGUCUCUGUUGGAGACUACAAAACCAUAUUUAGUGAAUACUUUGAGAGUACCAGCCGCGCAAACUUUACUGCUAUUCGCACGCGAAAUAGAUACAAACGGUAUAUGUUCAAUAAUAGUAUGCGAUUCGUGGCUAAUGCUGGAAUUCCCCGUUCUUGAUAACGGUCAGAAUCUAUUGCUGAAAGCUAUUAAAUUGAGGAACAAGUGGGAGUUUUUGUUAAAUCAGCAAUUACAAGGCUCUUCCGAUGUUUCAAGUAACGAGAGAAAAGAUUUCAAUAUAAUUGAACAAAGUCUCACGCAAGAACUAAUUGAAUAUAUGUAUACCACAGUGCCAUACACGAUUAAACGAUUAUUACCAGCCGAUUUGAAAACCAUAUACGUUGGGAACGAUAAUAAUGAUGCAAAUAUAGAACCUAAUCCUUUUCAAUCCGAUUUCAGCAGUACGCCAAAUAUAACUAAAGGUGGAGUUCACGUGACAGAUAAUGUUACGUAUAAUUGCAUAAAAGAAAGCGAGUGGAGCGAACGACUCGUUGCGGAAAUGCACGAGACCGUGUGGCAGUGUCCAAACUGUGAUUUUCAAACAAUUUUAUCGUGCAUAGAGAAGCUUAAGCAUCAGAAUUCCUGUAUAACCGCGAAUGUGACUAGUGUUGAUAAAGAAGGAGAAAAUGUCGCUCAUAAGCCUAAUAGUCAAGCAUACGAAUGUCCUGAUUGUUCAAAAACAUUAUAUCUCACACCUAUCGAAAUGCUGAGGCACAAGAAACUCCAUAUCAGAACGAAUUAA
Molecule: messenger RNA, 4117 nt
Organism: Ooceraea biroi (clonal raider ant)
Lineage: Eukaryota; Metazoa; Arthropoda; Insecta; Hymenoptera; Formicidae
Product: probable ATP-dependent RNA helicase DHX34
Cellular component (GO): intracellular anatomical structure
Molecular function (GO): ATP binding; RNA binding; helicase activity
Source: RefSeq, a predicted model, not a curated record